Tupaia belangeri chinensis (Chinese tree shrew) is the source of this 1359-nucleotide messenger RNA. RefSeq names its product electron transfer flavoprotein subunit alpha (gene ETFA). Bases 97 to 1098 code for a protein of 333 amino acids. Gene Ontology annotation, molecular function: flavin adenine dinucleotide binding; electron transfer activity. The transcript is spliced from 12 exons. Lineage: Eukaryota; Metazoa; Chordata; Mammalia; Scandentia; Tupaiidae. Gene Ontology annotation, cellular component: mitochondrion. Gene Ontology annotation, biological process: fatty acid beta-oxidation using acyl-CoA dehydrogenase. The record is from RefSeq and is a predicted model, not a curated record.
UCGCGCGUCUCGCGAGCGUUAGGCUGCCCGGCCGAGGAGGAGCCUUACGGCGGUCUCGAGCGGCUGUGGGGACGAGGGUGCGUCGCGAGCCAGACCAUGUUCCGAGCGGUGGCACCUGGGCAGCUCCGACGGGCGGCCUCAUUGCUACGAUUUCAGAGUACCCUGGUAAUAGCUGAACAUGCAAAUGACACCCUAGCACCCAUUACUUUAAAUACCAUCACUGCAGCCAAAAGCCUUGGCGGUGAAGUGUCCUGCCUAGUAGCUGGAACCCAAUGUGACAAGGUGGCACAGGAGCUCUGUAAAGUAGCGGGCGUUGGGAAGGUCCUGGUAGCUCAGCACGACGUGUACAAAGGCCUGCUUCCAGAGGAGCUGACGCCACUGAUCCUGGCAACCCAGAAGCAGUUCAAUUACACACACAUCUGCGCGGGAGCGUCUGCCUUCGGAAAGAACAUUCUGCCCAGAAUAGCAGCCAAACUUGACGUCGCCCCAAUUUCCGACAUCAUUGAGAUCAAGUCUCCUGACACAUUUGUGAGAACUAUUUAUGCAGGAAAUGCUAUAUGUACCGUGAAGUGUGAUGAGAAAGUGAAGGUGUUUUCCGUCCGAGGAACAUCUUUUGAAGCUGCGGCGACAAGUGGAGGUAGUGCCAGUUCCGAAAAGGUAUCGAGUCCUUCACCAGCGGGAGUAUCAGAGUGGCUCGACCAGAAAUUAACCAAAAGUGACCGACCGGAGCUAACUGGUGCCAAAGUGGUAGUAUCUGGUGGCCGGGGUUUGAAGAGUGGCGAGAACUUUAAGUUGCUAUAUGAUUUGGCAGAUCAACUACAUGCUGCAGUUGGUGCUUCCCGUGCUGCCGUCGACGCCGGCUUUGUCCCCAAUGACAUGCAGGUUGGACAGACUGGAAAAAUAGUAGCCCCGGAGCUUUAUAUUGCUGUUGGAAUAUCUGGAGCCAUCCAACAUUUAGCUGGGAUGAAAGACAGCAAGACAAUCGUGGCUAUUAACAAAGACCCAGAAGCUCCCAUUUUCCAGGUGGCAGAUUACGGAAUAGUCGCAGAUUUGUUUAAGGUGGUUCCUGAAAUGACGGACCUGUUGAAGAAAAAGUGAAUCACGAGCACACCUAAAGGCAGAGUGUGUCAGCGCGUCCAGUGAGGAGCCUCGAGAUCCGUGGGUGUUGCAACAGUCACUGCAGAGCACGGAGAGCUGCCUUCCAUAAUGUGAGGAGACACUCUAACAGGAUGGGAUGCUUUUCGAUGGGACUGUUGUUAUGUUCUUCUCAAUUACAUGUGGCUCCAAAUAAUGAUUUUUAAAAUUUUUCUAAUUCUGUGAUGAAAUAUAUAAUAAAGCCUUACCACAACUUUCACACUA